GCGCAGAAGUAUAUUGUGAAGAACUACUUCUACUACUACUUGUUCAAGUUUUCAGCUGCUUUGGGUGAAGAGAUUUUUUAUAUCACUUUCCUUCCAUUUACCUACUGGAACAUAGAUCACUCUGUGUCUAGAAGGAUGAUAAUUAUUUGGUCUAUAGUGAUGUACAUAGGCCAGGUCUCCAAGGACAUCCUGAAGUGGCCUCGGCCCCUCUCGCCACCUGUCGUCAAGCUGGAAAUGAGGACGGACGCGGAGUACGGGAUGCCUUCCACCCACGCCAUGGCUGCCACUGCCAUCUCCUUCUCCUUUCUCACUGCAACCACGAACCAGUACAAGUAUCCGUUCGAACUAGGCCUGGUCGCAGCCUUUGUGUUUUCGAUGCUGGUGUGUCUCAGCAGGCUCUACACGGGAAUGCACACGGUCCUGGACGUGAUCGGUGGAGCACUGAUUUCGGCUGUGCUGCUCAUGCUCUUGUAUCCUGCGUGGGACAUGAUAGAUCACUUGCUGUUAACUAGUCCCUUCUGUCCACUGCUUUCCAUAGUUGUGCCUCUUGUCUUAUGUUACAACUACCCCAAACUAGACUAUUACAGCCCUACCAGGGGAGACACCACUACUAUCUUAGGAGCAGGAGCUGGAGCAACUGUGGGAUUUUGGUUAAAUAACCAGUAUGCGGCGCCAGCCUACACCGGCGAAAAUUUGCAGCUUGGAAUUCCUCUGAUUACCAGUAAAAUAGUGGUGGUCGUGUUAGCCAGGUUCUUCGUAGGGAUCUUUGUUGUUCUACUGACGCGCCAGCUCAUGAAGAGUGUGGUCCUUGGCAUGCUGGGUUAUCGGUACAAGUUUCCCAUUGGCGACCUGGAAGCCCGAAGACGACUGGAAGUCGAAGUGCCGUACAAAUUUAUAACGUACUCCUCAGUUGGCUUCAGCGCUACCGUGAUUGUGCCGCUGCUGCACAAGCUGUUAGGAUUGAUGUGA
Aptenodytes forsteri (emperor penguin) is the source of this 969-nucleotide messenger RNA. It is a transcript of the gene SGPP2, whose product is annotated as sphingosine-1-phosphate phosphatase 2. Bases 136 to 969 code for a protein of 277 amino acids. Gene Ontology annotation, cellular component: endoplasmic reticulum membrane. Gene Ontology annotation, molecular function: sphingosine-1-phosphate phosphatase activity. The transcript has 4 exons. Gene Ontology annotation, biological process: sphingosine metabolic process; phospholipid dephosphorylation. The record is from RefSeq and is a predicted model, not a curated record. NCBI's taxonomy places the organism in Eukaryota, Metazoa, Chordata, Aves, Sphenisciformes, Spheniscidae.